CACCGAAUCUGAGUCGAUUGCCACGUGACACCGACUGUGCUCAGAUCGGUGGUGGUCCUUCUGGGUACGGUCCACCACCACCAGAAAAGGAUUAUUAUAGCAGGUCACGGAUGACCAUGAAUCAUGACGAUCGCCUCCGGAAUCGGUAUGAGGCGUGUCGCAGUGGAAUGCAGGAAUUGGACAUGUUGAGAGCAAAACAUACACUUUUGAUACAGAACCUUCGCUCACGUCUUCCAAUCAUUCCUGGAAGUUUAGACGAUGUACAGACGCGAGAGAAAAAGACCAGAGACGUGUUUCUGGACAGAUUCUCACUUCAAUCUGUUGAUUCUGGAAUCUCAUCUCAAAAUACUAUCAGCUCGACGCGAAGUUCAACACCGGAAGAUUUUAAGACUUCAAAUCGACAUUCAAACAUUUAUGAGAACAGUUCAACAACAAUGAACUACUCAACAUUUCGGAAGAUGUCACUUGAAUCGACGCAUAGCAGUGUCUCCCAUUCUAUGCAGAAUGAUGUGGAGAAAACUUCCUUCGCACCGCCUGUCAUAACUUCUAGAAGUUGUCAUCGUGGAGCAUGGAAGACAUCUCCGCAACGUAUCCGUCCCAAGAGCAUGUUCGAUUCGACUACUUCCAAUACAGAGUACUUAUUCUCCAAGCCGCCUCGACAUCCGAUUGAUUUGACAAAAGAGCGCCGAUCAGCGUUCACAGUACUGAAUCAAUCGUCGAAACGGCAUUCGAGUAUUGAGCCGUCCUUGCCGAGCACUUUGAGCCAGCUGAGCUUGAAUGAUGAGGCGAAAACUCCACAGAAAGCAGAAGUCAUUCGAUGGAAUAAACAGAAAGCCGACGCUAUGUUCCGUGCCAACGUUGUUUACGUGUCAUCUACCGAGCAGCCAACAAAACCAGCACCACUCCGCUUCUCGCCUGCUCGUUCGCCACCAGUACGGCGUGCUCUUCCCAUUGAGCUCAAGCCGACCCAACAUUUUGCACAACCUUGUAAAAUACGAUCGCCCAAACUGAACACGAAGACUGUUUUCGCCGCGAAGCCAAUCGCAGUGAGACCGAGCAUCUCCCCAAAAGUGGCUCAACGUUCAACGUGGCUUCAAUCUCAACCAUUGUGAAUGAAGCACCUCAUUCUCAUUAUUUCAACAAAUCUCAUCUGCAAUCUUAAACGCAAAAUUCUUCAAAAUCUGAAAUCCACGUCAUUGUGUAAACGGACCCAUUUGUCUCCUCCAUUUUUCUUAUUGUAUAAAUGUUUAAUCUCUGAACUUAUAUCGAUGAUAAAAUCAAUAAAUAUUGAAAUUCCAGACG
Caenorhabditis elegans is the source of this 1302-nucleotide messenger RNA. RefSeq lists its product as uncharacterized. The transcript has 7 exons. NCBI's taxonomy places the organism in Eukaryota, Metazoa, Nematoda, Chromadorea, Rhabditida, Rhabditidae. The record is from RefSeq and is marked reviewed. Bases 111 to 1112 code for a protein of 333 amino acids.